Aegilops tauschii subsp. strangulata is the source of this 3717-nucleotide messenger RNA. RefSeq names its product chaperone protein ClpC3, chloroplastic-like. The record is from RefSeq and is a predicted model, not a curated record. Gene Ontology annotation, molecular function: ATP binding; ATP hydrolysis activity. Lineage: Eukaryota; Viridiplantae; Streptophyta; Magnoliopsida; Poales; Poaceae. Gene Ontology annotation, biological process: cellular response to heat. Gene Ontology annotation, cellular component: cytoplasm.
UAUUUUCAUGCCAGCUCUGUCCAAAUUUUAGUGUAUGUUCAAGGGUAGCAGAUUUUAGGGAUUUGAAGUGUUAGAACAUCUUGGCAAUAUCAUCAUAUAUAUAGCACGUGUGGAAGCACUAGUUUAAGACUAGUUGAUCCAAUUAUCUUGCAUUGACAGGUUCUCUGAAUAUACACGAAAUAAUGGCCUUCCAGAGUCAGUGCUACGCCCCUCUGAUGAAGCCCCAGCUGGCCCGAGAGUCUCGGCCAGCCCUUCUCUAAGCGCGAUACAGAUUGCAGGUUUGCCUUACACCAGUAUGCAUGCUCAUUGCAUAAGCUAGUAACCUCUAGUAUUUUUUUCAUUUUUCAUCCUGCUUGCAUCAUGCCUGCUAACUUUUUAUGUGCCACCAUUUUUUGUGUAUGUUUGAGGACGUUUUUAGGGAUCCUGUUUCUUUUUUGUGCCGUUGCGUCAAAUGGAAAUUUGAACCCCGUUCUUAAUUUUGUGAGAAAUAUAUAUAUGCUAGUGCAUAUUUGUACACUGAGCUCUAAAUAACGGGGAUUGUUUCUUCUGGGGUCUUUUACUACCAUAGGGGGAUUCAUUUGUCAUCUUAAUAAUGGUAAUUGUUGUUUACUUGAAACCUAGCUGAACAAAGUUGAACUAUAAAUUUGCCAUGUUUCAAAAUACUAGACGGUUUAGUACUUUUUUCCCGAAACCUUUCUUCUCCAAAUGGAAGAAAACUUUCCAGGAUUCUGCAUUAAAAAUAUCGGUGUCUCGAUGUGAUCUGAUCAUCAGAAUGCAGGAACCAUAUUGAAUUUUUCUAGGGAAGUAUCUGACCGUUGCUUGUCUUGAUCUAAUUAUCUGCAAUCCACAGGCUAUGGAGCUGCACUUGCAGUGGUGGCAGGAACGACCUUGCUUGGGCCACCUUCUCUUCGAUCACCCCAAAUAACCAGGAGGCGUCCCUCGGUGGUUUCGAUGGCUCAACGCCACAAUGCUAAGGUGUCGGGUCUAAGAGCAGCACACCCUCCCGCGGUUACUCCUGGCCAAGGAUUCAGGUCAAAAGAGCAACAUUUGAGGAUUUCAUCGUCGAGAGGAAAAAGGAUGCUCGUUUCGUCACCAGAGCAAUGCUUGAGGGUUUCACUGAGCACGCGUUAGAUGUCAUGGCUCUCGCACAAGAGGAGACACGGCUUUUUUUAGGCCAACACAACCUUGCAACGUAGCGCGUAUCGUCGCACACACCGUUGUUAUAGUUGAGGUGGGCUAUGCGCUUAAAGUGCAUUUAGAUUUUAGAGUCCUACUUAUGUAUGUCUAGCUGUGGUUCAUGCUUGAUUUUUGUCGUAAAUUUGUCUUGCAUCGCAGAUCUUCCGAAGGAUUUUUCAAGCCACACGUGGUCAAGCAGUUGGUGCUCGUGUUGUGGCAGGAAGCAGUGAAGCUAAGAUGCCGACACUCGAGGCGUAUGGGACGAAUCUUACAAAGUUAGCACAGGAGGGAAAGUUAGCACCUGUUGUCGGAAGGGAAAAGGAGAUCGAGAGUGUCACACAAAUCUUGGGCAAAAUGAAGAAGAAGAACCCCUGCCUGAUUGGAGAGCCCGGUGUUGGGAAAACGGUGAUAUUCGAAGGGCUUGCUCUACGCAUCGCUGCCGGGGAUGUGCCUGAAACAAUUCAAGGGAAAACGGUUCUUAUCAGUCUUGAUAUGGGGCUCCUACUUGCUGGUACCAAAUACCGCGGAGAGUUUGAAGAAAGGCUGAAGAACUUGAUGGAAGAGAUCAAACAGAACGGCGAGAUAAUAUUGUUCCUUGAUGAAGUUCACACUCUGGUAGGAGCAGGAGCAGCAGAAGGUGCUAUCGACGCGGCCAACAUUCUGAAGCCGGCACUGGCAAGAGGUGAAAUUCAGUGUAUCGGAGCCACCACAUUCGACGAAUACGCCAAGCACAUUGAGAAAGACCCUGCGCUGGAGAGGCGCUUCCAGCCUGUGAAAGUUCUAGAGCCCACGGUUGAUGAAGCCAUAGGAAUUCUCAAAGGGCUCGUGGAGCGGUACGAGGAACACCACAAGGUCAAGUAUUCCAAGGAAGCGCUAAUCGACGCCGCUAGGCUCUCGCACCGAUACAUCAGUAAUCGUUUCCUCCCGGAUAAAGCCAUCGACUUGAUUGAUGAGGCGGGAUGUCAAGUCAGGCUACGUCAUGGCAAGGUACCUGAGGAAGUCAAAGAUCUCUGCAAGAAGCGCGAGGAAAUCAUCAAACGGAGGGACGACGCCGUCCGUUGCCAGAAUUUCGAGCUGGCGAAAGAGCUUCACAUGGAAGAGCUGGAGCUCACGUCCCAGAUCACGUCUGCCGUGCCGAUGGUCACCGAGGCUGACAUCCAGCGCGUCGUCUCCUCAUCAACAGGCAUCCCCGUGGAGAGGGUCUCCGCGGACGAGUCGGCCGGGCUGCGAACGAUGGAGGAGACCCUACACCGGCGCGUCGUCGGCCAGGACGAGGCCGUCAAGGCGGUGAGCCGCGCCAUGCGCCGCUCGCGCGCCGGCCUCCGGGACACCGGCCGGCCGAUCGCCAGCUUCGUGUUCGCCGGCCCGACGGGCGUGGGCAAGACGGAGGUCGUCAAGGCGCUCGCCGCGUGCAACUACGGCUCGGAGGAGGCCAUGGUCCGGCUCGACAUGAGCGAGUACAGCGAGCGGCACGCGGCCGCGAAGCUGGUAGGGGCGUCCCCGGGCUACGUCGGGUACGAGGAGGGCGGGCAGCUGACGGAGGCGGUGCGCCGGCGGCCGCACGCGGUGGUGCUGUUCGACGAGAUCGAGAAGGCGCACAAGGACGUGUACAACCUGCUGCUGCAGGUGCUGGAGGACGGCAAGGGGAGGACGGUGGACUUCCGGAACACGAUCAUCAUCAUGACGUCCAACGCCGGCAGCGGCGGCGACGGGGAGAUGACGGGCGUGAUGGUCGAGAAGGACAUGAAGGAGAAGCACGGGUUCCCACCGGAGUUCCUGAACCGGCUGGACGAGGUGAUCGUGUUCCGGGAGCUCACCAAGCCGGAAAUAAAGGAGAUCGCCUCCAAGAUGCUGGAGGAGGUCGUCCGCCGGAUGAGGGAGAAGGGGAUGGAGCUGCGGGUGACGGAGAGGUUCAAGGAGCUGGUGGCCGAGGAAGGCUACGACCGCAGCUACGGCGCGCGGCCGCUGCGGAGGGCCAUCACCAGGCUGCUGGAGGACAGGCUCGUAGACAUGAUGCUCGCCGGGGAGGCCAGCGAAUGGGAUUCGUUGACUGUAGAUGUUGACUCCGAUGGGAACGUGGUCGUCCACAACCGACGGGCUGGCCGACCCGUGUGUUUCUCUUAGGGCCUUUUUUUUUGAGAACUCCUUAACUCUUGCUAUCAACAAUUGUCUUUUUUUUUUAAGCAUUGCUAUCAAAUUGUCAAGUAUUUCUUUUCGUGAUCGGCCUUAGGUUGAAUGCUGAUGUGGAGAUGCCUAGCUGAAUAUUUUGUGAUGCUUCCAUAGUCAUGAGUAGAUCUGAACAAGUUGAUGAAACACGGACUACAAUAUAGACACGCACGUACUAAGAAUCGAAACUCGCAAAGAUUCAAGCUUGUUGAUGUAGCUUGCGGCCCAAAGGUGGGCGGGCCGUAUACUAUAUAAAAUUUCAUGGGUUGAGCAGGCCACGGCCCAUUCGGCCUUGUUGAAGCUCGGCAGAGGUGAGACUAACACCUCACUAUCAACAAAAACUUCGCCUUCGGUUGUUGAGGGGCUCGCUGGCCA